GUCACAAGUGUAUCAAGACUCAAACCACGCCACGUAUAUCCAAGAAGCUCACAAGGAGAGCAACAAAUGGCCACCACUCAACUUUCCCUCCAAAUCCUCCGCCCUCUACCGGCCGCCAGUCAAACCUGUUGCCAAUCAAGAAAUUCAGCCAUCAGAACUCGGAAAAACUUGAAAUGGGCCCUCAGGCUAAGCCUGGUUGAACAGAACCAGCCACAGUCACAAUCAAGAGGCGUGGACGUGAAACAGCUGGUGGACUUCUUGUAUGAUGAUCUUCCACAUCUCUUCGAUGAUCAGGGAAUUGACCGGACGGCGUAUGAUGAGCGUGUAAAAUUCAGGGACCCUAUCACAAAGCAUGAUAGUAUAAGUGGGUAUCUUUUUAACAUUGCUUUUUUGAAGAAUCUCUUCAGGCCUCAGUUCUUCUUGCAUUGGGUCAAACAGACAGGAACUUAUGAGAUAACUACAAGGUGGACUAUGGUGAUGAAGUUCAUGCUUUUGCCAUGGAAACCAGAAUUAGUGUUCACAGGAACCUCUAUCAUGGGCAUCAAUCCACAGACUGGAAAGUUUAGCAGCCAUCUGGACUUCUGGGAUUCCAUAGAGAAUAAUAACUAUUUUUCUCUUGAAGGUUUGUGGAAUGUAGUUAAGCAGUUGAGAAUUUACAAGACUCCUGACUUAGAAACACCCAGAUAUCAGAUACUGAAAAGGACUGCAAACUAUGAGGUACGGAAGUACAGCCCAUUCAUAGUGGUAGAAGCGAAUGGAGAUAAGCUGUCUGGGUCAAAUGGAUUUAAUGAUGUUACUGGGUAUAUUUUUGGAAAGAAUUCCACGAUGGAGAAAAUACCAAUGACUACUCCCGUGUUCACUCAAGCAAAUGACGCCGGAUUGUCCCAAGUAUCCAUCCAAAUAGUUCUUCCUCUGGAGAAAGAUUUAAGCAGCUUACCAAAUCCUAAUCAAGAGACAAUUAGCAUAAGAAAGGUGGAAGGAGGCAUUGCUGCGGUAGAUAAAUUCAGUGGGAAACCAACUGAGGCUAUUGUUUGUCAAAAAGAGAAGGCACUGCGAUCGUGUCUUCUUAAAGAUGGUCUUAAGCCUAAGAUGGGUUGUUUGCUCGCUCGCUAUAAUGAUCCUGGCCGAACAUGGGAAUUCAUAAUGAGGAAUGAAGUGCUAAUAUGGCUUGAAGAAUUCUCGCUGGAAUAGAGUUAUAACCAUAGCUGCCAUUUACUCUCUGUUGGUCAUCCUCCCCCAUCAGAGGGUGUUAGUUUUGCGAAGUUGUGGACAAAUAUCACUGUAGGCAUACAAAAGCUAUGAUAGAAAGCUUUAAAAAGACGAAUUCAUGUAUCUAAACAGGUUUCCUGCUGUGAUAGACAGCAUAAUGGUGCAAAAGAAUUCUGCAAUCAAUUCCACUUGGUUGGAAAUAGGACUUCUCUUGUUCAUUUUCA
Populus euphratica (Euphrates poplar) is the source of this 1433-nucleotide messenger RNA. It is a transcript of the gene HBP5, whose product is annotated as SOUL heme-binding family protein. The transcript is spliced from 8 exons. The record is from RefSeq and is a predicted model, not a curated record. NCBI's taxonomy places the organism in Eukaryota, Viridiplantae, Streptophyta, Magnoliopsida, Malpighiales, Salicaceae. The coding region runs from base 67 to 1191 and encodes 374 amino acids.